Messenger RNA from Strongylocentrotus purpuratus (purple sea urchin), 1792 nucleotides. RefSeq names its product calmodulin-2/4. The transcript is spliced from 6 exons. Gene Ontology annotation, molecular function: enzyme regulator activity; calcium ion binding. Bases 164 to 622 code for a protein of 152 amino acids. Lineage: Eukaryota; Metazoa; Echinodermata; Echinoidea; Camarodonta; Strongylocentrotidae. The record is from RefSeq and is a predicted model, not a curated record.
GUGGAAAGGAAACGGUCAGCACUACCAGUCAGCACUACACCCUUCAGUGACCCUUGCCACUCCCUGAAAUCAAGUCGACCAGAAGAGAGGUACAGGUACCUGAGAUCCAGAGAAAUUUUGCUUUCUAUCUUCAAUUUUGCCGGAUCUAUCCCAAUUUCUCAAGAUGGCAGCCGAAUUAUUAUUUUCCAAAGAGAAGAUAGCAGUACUCAAGGGAAAAUUCUCCGAGCUUGAAAAUGACGAUGGAUCCAUCGGUGUUGGGAAGUUGGAAGAAUUGAUGACAUCACUGGGAAAGUGCUUUCCUCAGACUGAGCUUAGAAAAAAGAUCAAUAAGGUUGGAGAUGAUGGUAACGGAACUAUUACAUUUUCUGAGUUUUUGACGAUACUAGCAGGUGAGACGGAUUGGGCAUAUUCACAAUACCGCACUGCUUUCAACGCCAUGGACAAGAAUAAGGACGGAUUCCUCAGCGCUGACGAGCUGCGUGAAGCGAUGUCAACCAUUGCUCAACCGAUGACGGAUGAACAAAUCGAUGCCUUUAUCAAGAGAGCCGACUAUAAUGAGGACGGUAAAUUCGACAGAGAUGAAUUCACUAUGAUGGUUCUUGAUGAAAUGGUUCGUUUUUGAUCAUUGAACUCUUCUACUUCAACGUCGAAAAAGUGUCCUUUUCUUCUUCUUGAGGACUCCUCGGGAGAGGGUUAUAUAAUCGUCUCGUAUCAGAUUGUUCAUAUGUUCCGGUGAAUUUUUUGUUAAGCUGUCACUUUUGUUUGUUUGUCUUUUUCAAAGAGUGCUUCGAAUUUCAAUUCACUUUAUUUCUUCACAUUUUGUCAUUAUACCCAGGGUGCUUUUAUAACUUUUGUGUACUCCUUCAGGUAUAAAUGUUGCUUUUUUUUCUUUAUUCUGAAAGCCAACUAUUGGUAUUGCAUUAUGAUACAUUUGACAUCAUAAUUUUGUUUUUUUCGUGUGUAAUGUAUUUCGUGCCUGCGGUUAGGAUGGAGUUUAAACACCAAAGAAUAACCAUGUCCAAAAAGUGCCAUGGUACACAAGGGAGAAGAGGAAUUUAAACUUUCUUACAUUAAUUCAUAAUGGUCUUUCAUGUGAAGGUGUUGAGAUUUAUUCACUUGACUCAUCGCAUUAAAUUGAAUGGUUUAUUGAGCAUACUGAAAAUGGCAGCACGAAGGCUAAAUAACAUUUAUUUUACAAUAAAAGCACCUAAAACAAAUAGCAAUGUUGAAACAGUUAGUACAUAACACUUGCAAGAAUACAUUCAAAGAUUAAAUUAAUUAGAUAAAACGUUAUGACAAAACCCCCUCUCAAUCUGGACCUCUAGGAAGAUCAGAGCUAUUUAAGUAAUGGCCCUAAAUAGAGCUAUUUAUCCGUAUCAUUUUUAAGUAAUUAUAUUUAGUUGUUAUGUUCAGGUGUAUGUAAUAUGUUUUUAUACGGAAAAUGAAACCAAACCAAACCAAACCACUCCAAGGGUUGAGAGCCCGGGACUAACGUCCUUUGACAAGGCAUUAAUCCACAUUUGCCACUCUCCACCCAGGUGUUAAUGGGUACCUGGCAAUUACUGAGGUAAUGAUCAUUGCAGGGCCUGCAGGAACAGCAGUAUUUAUACUGAUGUUGUUAGCCUGAGUUAACCAAAAUUACUAUCAAUUUUAUUAUUAUUAUUAUUGUUAUUUUCAUCAUUUUAUGGGGAUAUCACAGUGAAGUAGAUAAAAUGGGUAUGUUGUAAACAAUUAUAUACGGUGACAUUUAUAAUCAUGCAUUUUUCACUAAAUAAAACUUUGCUAAAUAAUA